This is a messenger RNA of Hypoxylon fragiforme, 1811 nucleotides long. Its product is annotated as HET-domain-containing protein. The record is from RefSeq and is a predicted model, not a curated record. NCBI's taxonomy places the organism in Eukaryota, Fungi, Ascomycota, Sordariomycetes, Xylariales, Hypoxylaceae. The coding region runs from base 334 to 1680 and encodes 448 amino acids. The transcript has a single exon.
CUGCAUGAUGUCAAGUGGAUUGAGCGAUCGCCAAGGUAGGAUCGGCCGUGGGGUGUCACUCCUUGAAUUCCAUGGUUGAUUUCCUUUUCUGUGUUUUGAAAUCUCGAAAACCUGACUUUUGUUCUCAGCUAAGAUAGAGAGAGAGGCCGAUAAACCUGACUGGUACUCGAUAUCGUCCAUUUUGAGGUUGUAAAAUACGGCGGCAAGCCUAGGCUUAGGCGUAAGCUAAGCCUGAGGCUUCAUUAUAUUGGGUAUUGAUCGCAUAUAUGUUGUUUUGCAGAUAGUUAGUCUUGGGAGGAACAUAGGGGGUGGGUCUUUUUAAACGUCAUCAACAUGCGCGUUCUCGACACCACAACAUUCCAGCUACACGCCGGAGAUCAGCUCCAGUUCAAGAACGAUGGCUACGCGAUACUCUCGCAUCGCUGGGGAGAGAGGGAGGUGACCUUCAGCCAGCUCGAUGCUCACGUCGACGAGCUGAGGACCGGCGCUGCGCCACUGAGCACGCCGGCGUUGGACAAGAUCCGCGGCGCGUGCGAGGUGGCUCGGGAGCAGCACGGGCUCCGGUGGAUGUGGAUCGACAGCUGCUGCAUCAACAAGACCAGCACGGUCGAGGAGACGGAGUCCAUCGUCUCCAUGUUCAAGUGGUACCGCGACGCCAAGGUGUGCCUCACCUAUCUCUGGGACGUGACGAAGAAGCCUACGGCGGAUCGCAGUCGUAGCGCGGCCACGUCUCCCGCCAUCUUCCAGCGGACAGGCUGUCCGGAAAAGCUAUCGGAGUGGUUCGAGCGCGGCUGGACGCUGCAGGAGCUCCUGGCGCCCCGGGCCAUGGUGUUCUACGACGGCUGCUGGACCGAGCUCGGCACGAAGGCGAGUCUGGCGCCCGAACUCGAGAAGGCCACGGGCAUCAGCGCGCGCUACCUCAUGGGCGCGGACCGCUUCGAAAAGGCCUCCAUCGCGGCCAAGAUGAGCUGGAUGGCGGGCCGCGUCACGGGCAGGGGGGAAGACAUCGCGUACAGCAUGCUCGGCAUCUUCGACGUCGCGCUCCUGCCGCAGUACGGCGAGGGGAAGCUGCGCGCCUUCAUGCGGCUGCAGCACGCGCUGCUUGCGAAGUCUACGGACGAGUCGAUAUUUGCGUGGAGGAUGCCCGAUGAGCCCGAGGCCGCAAAGAAGUACAACAACGCCGCGAAGGGCAGCUGGGAGUCGGGCGAAUGGGGCUUGCUGGCGCCGACGCCGGAGUGGUUUUGCGAUUCGGGACGCGUUGUUGCGGAUCCCGAGGACGAAAAGGUGCAGAGGAUUGCACGGCCGAACGGCGGCUUCUUCAUGGCGCAGCAGGGGCUGCAGGUCUCCAUGGCGCCGAUCGAGUGGACCAACGCGGCCUGGGUCUGGGCUGACCUGAGCAUGCUGGUGCUGGCCGGGGCGACGGUGGUCGGGCUCGUGGGGUACUUCGCAUACAGACGGCGGAAGCUAAAGGGCGAUGGGAAGUUCACGCUUAACUGCUGGGAGCGAGAUGACCGUGGGAAUCUGGCGGCGGUGAGAAUUUACGUCCGUCCGCUGGCGCUGGAGCCAACGAGGAUGGUGAAGAGGAUCAGGUGUCAGGAGUAUAGGCUGCAUCGCGGGAAGAUCAAGUUUGCGGAUCCGCAGGUGGCUAUUGUGGUGCAGCCGGAGGUUGCUGAGGUGUAGAGUUGGGAGGUUGGCUGGGGGUGUUUUAUGAGUAGGUAGGGGGUUUUAAUGUAAGCCAAAUAAUAUGAUUGAUUUCCUUGUAACAUAACUUUUAAUGCCAAGUACAUAGAGGAAUGUGACUGGCAAUCCCA